Chrysoperla carnea is the source of this 1645-nucleotide messenger RNA. RefSeq names its product UDP-glycosyltransferase UGT5-like. The record is from RefSeq and is a predicted model, not a curated record. NCBI's taxonomy places the organism in Eukaryota, Metazoa, Arthropoda, Insecta, Neuroptera, Chrysopidae. Bases 36 to 1607 code for a protein of 523 amino acids. The transcript is spliced from 3 exons. Gene Ontology annotation, molecular function: UDP-glycosyltransferase activity.
UUUACAUUACUAUACAUUUAAUAAAAAAUUUUAAAAUGAAGUUCCGAAAUUUAAGUGUGAUUUUAUUUGUAAUUGUGUGUUUAAUAUCGCAAAAUAAUGCGUAUAAAAUUUUGGGAGUAUUUGCAUCAGCAAGUAAAAGUCAUUUUCUAUUAGGCUCGGAGUUAAUGAAAAGUUUAGCGGCCAGUGGACAUGAAGUUACAAUGAUUAGUAGUUUUCCAUUAAAAAAACCAGUUAAAAAUUAUCGAGAUAUACCGCUGACAUUUAAUGUUAAAGAUGAGCAAACCAAAUUAAUGGGUGAACAAAAUUUUUUUCAAGAAGGUGAAAAUUUUGGAUUAGAUUCAGUAAAAAAAUUUUUUACAACUGGUUUAACUAUAACUGAAAAAAUUUUGUCUGAUGCAAAUUUACAGAAGUUACUAAACUCAAAUGAACAUUUUGACGCAGUUAUUACCGUUGCAUUCACAUACGAAGCAACAUAUGCAAUUGCAAGCCAUUUUAAAGCACCUUUAAUUGUCUACAGUACUGUUGGUGCUUCAAUCUUAGUUAAUGAAUUGGUUGGAAAUCCAAAUAAUUAUGCUUAUGUGCCAGAUCUGAUGCUUGGAUUUACUGAUCGAAUGUCAUUCAAAGAACGAGCAAUAAAUACGAUUGUGAAUACAAUGUUUGAUUUUGUACGAUAUUUUUACUAUUUACCUGAACAAUAUGCUAUUACCAAGAAAUAUUUCCCAAAUGGUCCAGAUUUAUAUGAAAUUAUGAAGAAAACUUCGUUGGUGUUUAUAAAUUCACAUGUCAGUGUAUCGUAUCCAAGACCAUUUGUUCCAAACAUGAUUGAGAUAGCUGGUCACCAUGUACAAGAUCCAAAACCACUACCAGCUGAUUUACAAAAAUUUAUGGACGAUGCAAAACAAGGUGUUAUUUAUUUUAGUUUAGGUUCAAAUGUACGAAGUUCAGAUUUAGGAGAAAAACGUAUUAACGAAAUUUUAAAAGUAUUUUCAAAAUUACCUCAAAAAAUCAUCUGGAAAUGGGAAACUGAUACAUUACCGGGUCAACCGAAAAAUGUUCUCAUCAGUAAAUGGCUACCACAAAAUGAUAUUUUGGCUCAUCCAAACCUUAAGUUAUUUAUAACUCAUGGAGGAUGGUGUAGUACUGUAGAAUCAAUUGUGCGAGGUGUUCCAUUAAUUGGAAUACCAGCUUUAGCCGAUCAACUACUUAAUAUGAGGAAAGCGGAACAACAGGGCUUAGGCAUUUUAUUGGAUUUUAAGAAUAUUACGGAGACAUCAUUUUCAUGGGCUUUAAAUGAACUUUUAAACAAUCCAAAAUAUAAAAACGCAAUGAAAGAAACUUCAAAAUUAUUUUUGGAUAGAGAAAUUAAACCCGUAGAUCGAGCGAUAUAUUGGGUAGAGCAUGUGAUACGAAAUAAAGGGGCUCAUCAUUUACAAUCAGCGGCUGUUCACUUAACACGUCCUCAACUUAUUUUAUUAGAUGUUGUGGCAUUUUUUGGUGCUAUACUUCUUGUAAUUUUAUUAACCACCUAUUUUACUUGUAGAUUUAUUUUAAGAAAACUAUGUAAAUUAUUAUUUGGAAAUUCCAAUAGUAAAAAGAAGACUGAUUAAGAAUUACAAAUUUUUGAAUACACUUUUUUAAUAUUUUG